GUACAACAAGAGCAUGAAGAUCAGCUACAACGCAGUAACAAUACAACUUCCACGACCGCUACCGCUGAUAACAAGAAGAACGACACCACUAGCCGCAUUCGUGUUAUUGCCACAAAGAGGAAGGAGAGCAACAUCAUCAUCAACAGCUGCACAUACACAAGAAGCCGCGGAACCAGUGCACUUGUUUUUCUAGGAAUACUACUUCAACAGACGACACACGCCGCAACUGUAUUUCGCUUCUAGUUGUAGUACUAAGUACUUCAGACGGACCCCGAC
Messenger RNA from Amoebophrya sp. A25, 276 nucleotides. NCBI's taxonomy places the organism in Eukaryota, Dinophyceae, Syndiniales, Amoebophryaceae. The record is from the annotation of a GenBank genome assembly.